Messenger RNA from Pelobates cultripes (western spadefoot toad), 285 nucleotides. Lineage: Eukaryota; Metazoa; Chordata; Amphibia; Anura; Pelobatidae. The record is from the annotation of a GenBank genome assembly.
AUGCAAAGGUGUUGGAGGCCCGUCUUUCUGCAAGCAGCAGGUACGAGGGCUCAUCUGACCCCUGCACAGCUCACAUUCCAGGAAAACCCUGAAGAAAAGGUGGCUGCACCGCAGCAAAGUGGCACUGGCUCGGGAACUACGCAACAUACCCGGAGCGCCCCAAAGGAGAAACAUGGUGGUUAUACCUGGGGGCAGUUCUGCGGGCUAAUGUGCCUGGCUCAUUGGCCUCAAUUGGCUAUGGACUCUGGGUUAAGGUCUCGGGCGGGCACAAAGGGUCUCUACUAG